GUUGGCGAUUUCUAACAUAUUCAUUUUUUGUGGUGAAGAAUUACUCCAUGGCGGCCUAUAAAAAAGUAGGCGACACCGGAAUCCAAUACUCUAAAGAAGAUGUGCUAGGUAGAGGCACAUAUGGUGAUGUAUUCCUUGGUAUUUUCAACAAAGAACAAGUUGCAGUCAAGAAAAUUUUAUUAAAUCGAUCGGAAAAAGAAGAGCGCGAGGUAGAUUUACAGAAAAUUCUUGACCAUGAAAAUAUUUUGAAAAUUCUCCAAGUGGUUGAAGACGACGACUUCAGAUAUAUCGUACUGGAACUGUGUGCAGGAACACUUAGUGAAGUGAUUGAAAAUACAUAUAAAGGACCCACCCAGCCACCUGAUGCAAUUGUUUUAUACCAAAUCGCCGAUGGCCUUGACUACAUCCACUCGGAAAAACUUGUCCAUCGGGACAUUAAACCUGACAAUAUUUUGGUUUCACAGACAGGCCACAUGAAAUUGUCAGACUUCGGAUUGAGCAAACAAAUCAGCAUCCGAGACACCUUUAGCAUGAGUGGAAUUAAAGGGACUCAUUUAUGGAUGGCACCAGAAUUCUACGACAAUAACGAGAAAGCAACUCCGAAAUGUGAUGUUUUCUCGUGCGGUUGCGUCUUUUUUGUUUUCCUUACUCGCGAAAAUGGUGGGAUCCACCCGUUUGGCGAUACAAACGUUUCUUUGCAAGUACCGUUAAACAUUCAAAAGGGUAAACCAGUUAACAUCGAGGAGUUAGAUUCUAAUCACUUUGCGUUUUCCUUUGUUCGCGAUAUGAUUGAACGUGAUCCUUUAAAAAGAAUAGCCCUUCAGACGGUGAAAACUAAUCUAGAGAUGAUUUUAUUUGGCAAUUUUCCUCAAUUGCCUACGAAUUUUGCAAGAGAAAACAAUGCUACUGCGGCAAACAUAGACGAAACAAUUUUUGCAAGUGGUUCAUUCAAAAAUGUCUACAAAGGAAAAUAUACUCAAGGAGAAAGAGCCGGUGAAGACUGCGUUUGCAAAUCCUUAAUAUCCGGCAGCGUCUUUGAAGAAUCCUACUUUCAAGUAGAACUUCAAGUGGUGGAAAAAGCAAUGGAAAUCAUCAAUAAUUUCAAUAAGGGAAAAGUUAUUGACCAGACUAUCUGGCUCAACAAACCAGGGAUCUGGACCGGUACCAGUUCAGAAAAUGAAGGUGAAAAAGUGUUAGUUGAGCCCAUGAUUUCAAAUUUCGAAAAGUUCAACUCAAAUACGGGAUGGACUCCAGAAGAACCGUCUCCUUGGAGUGAUGUGAUGCAAGCUCUAAGUCACUACUCAUAUCACUCAACUAAUCGGCAUUUGCUCCUUUGUGAUCUCCAAGGUGGAGUGAUCGAAAAUGGCGCUGUCAUAACUGAUCCCAUUAUCAUGUCAACUUCCAAGGAAUAUGGACCGACAGACCUCGGCGACGAAGGGAUUUCUACCUUCUUUUUUUACCACAGAUGCAACGAGUUUUGUAAUCCUAAAUGGAUGAUUCCACGGCAUAAAAAAAGAUAUUUCGAGAAGCGAGAAGGUUCUUCAAUGGCUCUCUCCACAAAACUGACAGAACUCAAACUUGUCAACCAAAUUCCACAAGACAUCGUUGUUGGAACAAAUUUACGGAGGGUAACAGUAACACUUAAAGGAGGACAAGUCAAGAAAAAAUGAAAUUAAAUAAUUGUACUUCAUUCGUCCUUUCGUAUGUCUCCAACUACAUUACUCUGUUCUAACUUGUUACAUCUAGACUGCAAUUGUUGUAAGAUUAAAAAAAAAAUGUAAAUAAAAAUGAGAGACGGUGCAACAACGGUACUAAUAAUGCGAAAAUGAGUACAAGAAGUACUGUCUUCUUUUCAUCACACCGACCAAUCCGGAAGCUGGAUUCCAAAGUCAAACUUUAGUAAUAUUACACCUCUUUGCAAUAAUUUCAUGCUCACAUAACAAAAAAGGCAGUGAUGUUGUGAACGAAUAAAAGAAAGAACUCCUCAAAAAGAAAUUUAUCGGGAAAAACUGAAAUAAACUCGUGCAAAAACAUGGCGAUAAAGCGCUUUAAAUCAAGAGUAAGAGUUACCAUGGAAUUCCGUCAACAACUUUAACGUGUUGGCCAAAAAUAUAAGGAAAGAGAUUCCAAAUGCCUGUCACUAGGAAACACAAUUUAUCCAAUAACCCAAUAACUUCAAAAACAAUAUUCGGUAAGGUUCCCUAACAUAUCACUUUGCCGAUUAAACACAACUAGAGAAUAGACA
Molecule: messenger RNA, 2245 nt
Organism: Daphnia pulex (common water flea)
Lineage: Eukaryota; Metazoa; Arthropoda; Branchiopoda; Diplostraca; Daphniidae
Product: CBL-interacting serine/threonine-protein kinase 20-like
Exons: 3
Coding region: 48-1670 (540 amino acids)
Biological process (GO): IRE1-mediated unfolded protein response; intrinsic apoptotic signaling pathway in response to endoplasmic reticulum stress; protein phosphorylation
Cellular component (GO): IRE1-TRAF2-ASK1 complex
Molecular function (GO): ATP binding; protein serine/threonine kinase activity; RNA endonuclease activity
Source: RefSeq, a predicted model, not a curated record